CGCACUCCUUCUCAAGCCUACAGAAAUGGCUCCUCCUCUCCUUUGCCCUCGGUCGUGCUGAGCCGUGAAUACAUCCUUGAGGCUCUUGGCAAAUCUUCGGACGACGGUGCCACGCUCGACUUCGCGCACAAGGGCUUGACAGAUGUGGGGGAGGCAGGUGCAGAGGAGAUUGCUACCGUAGGUCAGGAAGCGGGAAGCAGCUCGACAGUCGUGAGGUAUGGGCCCAUGUCCUAAGGCGCAUGAGGAGAAUGUUCACAGCACGCUAGGAUUGCACUCGCGUACAAUCGACUGACUACGCUGCCCAUGGCGUUUGCGCUCAUCGCACACCUACGGUACCUUGUCCUCAAGAACAAUAACUUUUCGGUCUUUCCUCAUGUCGUACUCGAAACAAGAUCAAACGUCUACCCAGUGAUCCAGGUUCCCUCAUUAACCUGCGGGUCCGUCGUAUUCUCCAUCCUUCGUAACAGAAUUCAGAAACUCCCUCCGUCAUUCGUUCGCUUCCAAGAGUUGACCUUGUUCAAGGUCGAUGGUAACCCACUCGAAUGGCCGCCGAAGGCCGUCAUGGAUUCCUCUGAGAAUCUGGAUGAUCCUCAGGUCAUGAAAGACUGGAUCAAGCGGGUGCAGAAGUGGAUUGAAGAGCAUUCACCCAGCCGGAAGAUGAGCGAAGACUCCGUGCGCCUCGAUCGUCUCCGCGACGAUUUUGAUGUGAUCAGCGAAUACAGCCUGCAAGCUGCCUCGAUGGCCUCGUCUUCCAGGGAAGAACUUCACACAUCCGCUUCUUACCACGCCCGUUCCUAUUCCGCGGAGUCGGAGAUGUCGACAUACUUCCAGCUCGAUCGUUCCCAGUCGAGUAGUGAACCUUCAAAGCCUCGUUUGAAUUGGCCUCCACGGUUGCAGUUCAGCAAUGGCUUCCCGACGAAGAGCGCGGCGCCGUCGCCAUCGCGCUCUGUCGGUUCAGGUUCGCCGGAUUCCUAUUAUCCCCUUGAUGAAUACAUACCAUCUGCGGAUGAGGACUCACCAAAUGGGGGUCUUGAGCAUCUGGCCGCGAAUAGCCUGAUCCAGAAGGAGGCCGUCAGUGCCUCCAGGACCUCCAGUAUGACUAGUACGCUAACUGUCAGGAAGGGUUCGCUGGACGCACGGCCAGCAAAAUUACAACUAACUACCAGCCUUGACAACGCUGAUUUACCACCACCACGCCCCUCUUCUUUCAUAGUGCAUCCAACAGCGCGGCCAGGUUCCUCGCCGAAUCGUGGGCCGGGCGACUCAGCCUCAGCAUCACCUAUCACAGCAGCACCGGAGCGUCCCGCGCCUGCUAUGGACAAGAAACGCAAUGCCUAUUUCCGACGACUCUCUGCGUUGACCCCGCUCAACCUGUCCAAGACUAUACCAGAGGAUCUCCUCGCCCUCGUCGAUGCCGUGAGGAUCUACCAGACCUUCCAACAUUACACGGUCUAUGCCAUCGACGAACGCCUCUCCGCGGUGCUCAUGAAAGUGCUUGACCCCGCGAGUGUCUACAUGACACAGCUCAUCACCGCUCUGGACCGCUUCGACACGAUGAGUCGACGGACGGUGCCUCCUCCAAGCGUAUGCAGAGCAGUGGUGGAGAGCUGCAGGGACAACGUGACGGUGUUUGGGAAGGCAGUGGGGGUGCUGGCGGUGCAGCUGAAGGUGCUCGCGACGCAUGACGAUGUGCGUUAUACGCGGCAGAUGCUGCUAACGCUCUACGGCGCGAUGGCAGAGAUUGCAGCGUCAUGGCAGGCCAUGGCGAGUCGUAUCGAAGCUGUCAGGCCUCUCCUCUGGGAGGGCAGGCCGCCACCAGUGGGGAAGAGCUACGCAGCGCAGACACAAGUCUCGCGCAUCGUAAACGGCCAUGGGGCCGACUCGUCUAGGUCACCAAUCUCUGCACCCGCGCACGGCUCUUCGUCCUUUGCCUCCCGCUGGAUCAACCGCAACAAGACGCGCAUGUCGCGGCGUCAUGCAGGGUCCUUCAGCUCGAGGGAUGUGGAGAAGGGGAGAUGGAUACCGUCAAAUGACAUCGUGCCGUCAUUGGCCGCGGGCGUGCUGACCGGCGCAGCGCCGCCAACGCCUGUGCUGCGCACGCAGAGGCGGAUGGCGAUGACGCCCGUCUCUGCCCCGGGGCAUUCGUUCUCGGGUAUCACUGUGAAUGGCUCGCACCAUACGAAUGGUUCUGCCACCGCGGGAGUCGGCCAAACACGAUUCAAUGUGCAUUCGCGAAACGGCUCUGGGUCGUCUGUCCUUCCAUCAUCCGCGUCUAUGCUCGCGUUGAAGAUGGCACAACUGGAGGCUCCGUCGAGCACAAGCACAUUGGUCGACAACGAGGCAAUCGAGGCGAUGAAGCAGGCCCUGGACGCUGCGCCAACGAUCUGGAGGACAAUAGCGGAGAUUAUGGAGGGCAAGGAGGAUGAUCAGGAGGAGCUGAAGGACACACUUGCGAAGGCAAAGGAUACGGUAGAACGGCUCUCGAAGAACAUAGAUGCACUCCAGGAUGGCACAGCGUCCGUGGACAAGCUGUCCAAGCCUCUCCAUGACGACGCACGCGCUUUCGCAAAGAUGGUCAUCCAAUUGUCCAGUGCUAUCAAGACGCGCAUUGAGGCGCACCCACUGUCCGCUGAGCUCCGCAGCAAGAUUGGGAAAGUAACCAGUGCGACCGAGGAAUUUGUCAUUCUGCUGCACGUCUCCUCAUUCUCUCCGGCGCCGACUCCUCGGCCAUAUUCACCUAUGCCCACGGUCGCUGCGCCCAGUCCGCUCGGAGUACCGGACGACAAGCUGAGCUCGAGCACCGGUAUCUCACGCAACCGCAGCGCCAUGGCACCUAACAACCUCAGGCCUUCCAACAUGCGGGACCCUCCGCAUAGCGCACAACCCCACCAAACAUUCGCCAUUCCGACGCUGCCACGAUUCGGGACGUCAAGAAGAGACGGCAUUGACAAUUCGACACCUGUGCAGAGCUAGUGGUGCCUACCCGCUCGUGUGCACCCCUUGGGCCCAUUUGAUGAACUAAAUUAUUCCAUCCAUGACACUUCGCGCUUGGGGCAGCACUCAUUACCUACCAUAAUACUUUCCCGCAUGUUAUCUACGCAUAGUGUAAU
Messenger RNA from Fomitopsis serialis, 3110 nucleotides. RefSeq names its product RAM signaling pathway protein-domain-containing protein. Lineage: Eukaryota; Fungi; Basidiomycota; Agaricomycetes; Polyporales; Fomitopsidaceae. The record is from RefSeq and is a predicted model, not a curated record. The transcript has 8 exons. The coding region runs from base 304 to 2973 and encodes 889 amino acids.